Messenger RNA from Ostertagia ostertagi, 330 nucleotides. NCBI's taxonomy places the organism in Eukaryota, Metazoa, Nematoda, Chromadorea, Rhabditida, Trichostrongylidae. The record is from the annotation of a GenBank genome assembly.
AUGGGGCUGAUACAAGCGGAGGCAUCUCUCACUAGUGCUGAAGAAAGGUAUACUGAAGCAAGUUGGAGCUUGUCUUCAUAUUCUCCGUCAACGAUGGAAUUAGCGCGAUUAUAUUGGAGUCUUGGGGCCUUUGAACUCGCUCUCCAGAUGUACGACGAUCUUGACGUUCAUCAUUUUGAUAUCGUCAAUAAAAUGGCUAAUGUGGAAGCGGGACGCGAACCACGAUGGGUCGUUGCACUUCGAACAGCUAGUGUUCCGUUUCGAUCCCUUUAUUCAUCGUUUGAGCAACCAAAAAUUGAUUGCAAGAAAGACCACAGCCUCGUUGGUACG